Messenger RNA from Pan troglodytes (chimpanzee), 3573 nucleotides. It is a transcript of the gene ZNRF3, whose product is annotated as zinc and ring finger 3. Lineage: Eukaryota; Metazoa; Chordata; Mammalia; Primates; Hominidae. The transcript has 9 exons. Bases 395 to 3205 code for a protein of 936 amino acids. The record is from RefSeq and is a predicted model, not a curated record.
UGGGAUGAUGGGGCGGAGCGAGGAUAAAGGGGCGGAGCACAGAUAGAAACCGGGGCGGGGAGGGGAGGGGCGUUCUCGGCCUUUGGGACCCGCCUCUCGCCGCAGGCGCGCCUGCCCCGCCUUCUCACUCCCCACGGCGGCGGCUGCGGAGGCCGAGGGCGGGGAAGGAGGGGAGAGCGGGUCACGACGCUGCCGGGGCGGGGAUAACCCCUCACGUGGAGCAGAUGAAAGGGCCGCGGCGCGACGGCCGGGGGAGCCGAGCUGAGCCUGCGACCCACAAAGCCGCCGCCGCCGCCGUGAUGGGGCUGUGAGGCGUCCGCCCGCGUUCGGUCCUCAGCCGGCCCGCGACUAUGCCCGGCCGCGCCCGCCCUCCGCGCCCUCCCGCCGCAGGACCAUGAGGCCGCGCUCGGGCGGGCGCCCAGGGGCCCCGGGCCGCCGCCACCGCCGCCUGCGCCGCCGCCCCCGCGGCCUCCGGUGCAGCCGCCUGCCGCCGCCGCCGCCGCUGCCGCUGCUGCUCGGGCUGCUGCUGGCGGCCGCGGGGCCCGGCGCGGCGCGGGCCAAGGAGACGGCGUUCGUGGAGGUGGUGCUGUUCGAGUCGAGCCCAAGCGGCGAUUACACCACCUACACCACCGGCCUCACGGGCCGCUUCUCGCGGGCCGGGGCCACGCUCAGCGCCGAGGGCGAGAUCGUGCAGAUGCACCCACUGGGCCUAUGUAAUAACAAUGACGAAGAGGACUUGUAUGAAUAUGGCUGGGUAGGAGUGGUGAAGCUGGAACAGCCAGAAUUGGACCCGAAACCAUGCCUCACUGUCCUAGGCAAGGCCAAGCGAGCAGUACAGCGGGGAGCUACUGCAGUCAUCUUUGAUGUGUCUGAAAACCCAGAAGCUAUUGAUCAGCUGAACCAGGGCUCUGAAGACCCGCUCAAGAGGCCGGUGGUGUAUGUGAAGGGUGCAGAUGCCAUUAAGCUGAUGAACAUCGUCAACAAGCAGAAAGUGGCUCGAGCAAGGAUCCAGCACCGCCCUCCUCGACAACCCACUGAAUACUUUGACAUGGGGAUUUUCCUGGCUUUCUUCGUCGUGGUCUCCUUGGUCUGCCUCAUCCUCCUUGUCAAAAUCAAGCUGAAGCAGCGACGCAGUCAGAAUUCCAUGAAUAGGCUGGCUGUGCAGGCUCUGGAGAAGAUGGAAACCAGAAAGUUCAACUCCAAGAGCAAGGGGCGCCGGGAGGGGAGCUGUGGGGCCCUGGACACACUCAGCAGCAGCUCCACAUCCGACUGUGCCAUCUGUCUGGAGAAGUACAUUGAUGGAGAGGAGCUGCGGGUCAUCCCCUGUACUCACCGGUUUCACAGGAAGUGCGUGGACCCCUGGCUGCUGCAGCACCACACCUGCCCCCACUGUCGGCACAACAUCAUAGAACAAAAGGGAAACCCAAGCGCGGUGUGUGUGGAGACCAGCAACCUCUCACGUGGUCGGCAGCAGAGGGUGACCCUGCCGGUGCAUUACCCCGGCCGCAUGCACAGGACCAACGCCAUCCCAGCCUACCCUACGAGGACGAGCAUGGACUCCCACGGCAACCCCGUCACCUUGCUGACCAUGGACCGGCACGGGGAGCAGAGCCUCUAUUCCCCGCAGACCCCCGCCUACAUCCGCAGCUACCCACCCCUCCACCUGGACCACAGCCUGGCCGCUCACCGCUGCGGCCUGGAGCACCGGGCCUACUCCCCAGCCCACCCCUUCCGCAGGCCCAAGUUGAGUGGCCGCAGCUUCUCCAAGGCAGCUUGCUUCUCCCAGUAUGAGACCAUGUACCAGCACUACUACUUCCAGGGCCUCAGCUACCCGGAGCAGGAGGGGCAGUCCCCACCUAGCCUCGCGCCCAGGGGCCCGGCCCGUGCUUUUCCUCCGAACGGCAGUGGCAGCCUGCUCUUCCCCACCGUGGUGCACGUGGCCCCGCCCUCCCACCUGGAGAGCGGCAGCACGUCCAGCUUCAGCUGCUAUCACGGCCACCGCUCGGUGUGCAGUGGCUACCUGGCCGACUGCCCAGGCAGCGACAGCAGCAGCAGCAGCAGCUCCGGCCAGUGCCGCUGUUCCUCCAGUGACUCUGUGGUAGACUGCACUGAGGUCAGCAACCAGGGCGUGUACGGGAGCUGCUCCACCUUCCGCAGCUCCCUCAGCAGCGACUAUGACCCCUUCAUCUACCGCAGCCGGAGCCCCUGUCGUGCCAGUGAGGCCGGGGGCUCGGGCAGCUCGGGCCGGGGACCUGCCCUGUGCUUCGAGGGCUCCCCGCCUCCCGAGGAGCUCCCGGCGGUGCACAGUCAUGGUGCUGGGCGGGGCGAGCCUUGGCCGGGCCCUGCCUCUCCCUCGGGGGAUCAGGUGUCCACCUGCAGCCUGGAGAUGAACUACAGCAGCAACUCCUCCCUGGAGCACAGGGGGCCCAAUAGCUCUACCUCAGAAGUGGGGCUCGAGGCUUCUCCUGGGGCCGCCCCUGACCUCAGGAGGACCUGGAAGGGGGGCCACGAGUUGCCGUCGUGUGCCUGCUGCUGCGAGCCCCAGCCCUCCCCACCCGGGCCUAGCGCCGGAGCAGCUGGCAGCAGCACCUUGUUCCUGGGGCCCCACCUCUACGAGGGCUCUGGCCCGGCGGGUGGGGAACCCCAGUCAGGAAGCUCCCAGGGCCUGUACGGCCUUCACCCCGACCAUUUGCCCAGGACAGAUGGGGUGAAAUACGAGGGUCUGCCCUGCUGCUUCUAUGAAGAGAAGCAGGUGGCCCGCGGGGGCGGAGGGGGCAGCGGCUGCUACACUGAGGACUACUCGGUGAGUGUGCAGUACACGCUCACCGAGGAACCCCCGCCCGGCUGCUACCCCGGGGCCCGGGACCUGAGCCAGCGCAUCCCCAUCAUUCCAGAGGAUGUGGACUGUGAUCUGGGCCUGCCCUCGGACUGCCAAGGGACCCACAGCCUCGGCUCCUGGGGUGGGACGCGAGGCCCGGAUACCCCACGGCCCCACAGGGGCUUGGGAGCAACCCGGGAAGAGGAGCGGGCUCUGUGCUGCCAGGCUAGGGCCCUGCUGCGGCCUGGCUGCCCUCCGGAGGAGGCGGGUGCUGUCAGGGCCAACUUCCCUAGUGCCCUCCAGGACACUCAGGAGUUCAGCGCCACUGCCACUGAGGCUGCAGGACCGAGAUCUCACUCAGCAGACAGCAGCAGCCCGGGAGCCUGAGCUCAGGAGGAACUCUUACCUGGAAAUUGGGAACUGUAUGGAGACUCCAAACUGACUUCUUUCAAAAAACAAAAACAAAAAAUUUUUUUAGCUUUGACAAACACACAAAAGUGGUAAUAAAGAGAGCCCUCCUUGUCAACCCAAAAUGUGAGCCCCCUGUGGCAAAACCACCCCCUACCCCAUUAACAAAUCAACAGACAAAAUUCUCCGAGUCCUUUGCCUCUUUUGAUAACAUGUUGUUCUGUUUUGUAAAGUGUGUGUGCUUGGGGUUCCGAGGUGUGGGAUUGAGUUCUCUGCUUUGUUUUUUUUUUAAGAUAUUGUAUGUAAAUGUAAAAAGUUAUUUAAAUAUAUAUUUUAAAGAACCCUAA